Molecule: messenger RNA, 1897 nt
Organism: Ipomoea triloba (trilobed morning glory)
Lineage: Eukaryota; Viridiplantae; Streptophyta; Magnoliopsida; Solanales; Convolvulaceae
Product: tRNA dimethylallyltransferase 9
Exons: 12
Coding region: 22-1404 (460 amino acids)
Biological process (GO): cytokinin biosynthetic process; tRNA modification
Molecular function (GO): tRNA dimethylallyltransferase activity
Source: RefSeq, a predicted model, not a curated record
GCUAUCCGAAGUCCGAACCAAAUGCUUAGCGGCGGUGUCCGAAUGAGCUGCCUUCGCUUCCGGUGCACGCCCGAGACGCCUCUUUUGCGCCCUUAUGGCCUCGCCGUCCACCGACGCCGCCGCAGAUUAUUCGCUACCUCCUGCUCCGCCUCCACCAAACCGGUGGCCGGAAACAAGGAGAAGGUAAUUGUGAUAUCAGGACCCACCGGUGCCGGCAAAAGCAAGCUUGCGCUUCAGCUCGCGAAGCGACUCAAUGGAGAAAUCAUCAGCGCCGACUCAGUGCAGGUGUACAGAGGGCUUGAUAUUGGUUCUGCAAAGCCUUCACUCAGUGAAAGAAAGGAGGUGCCACACCAUCUGAUUGACAUUCUGCAUCCAUCUGAAGAUUAUUCAGUUGGAAAAUUCUUUGAGGAUGCAAGGCAAGUGACAAGAGAUGUCCUUGACAGGGGCCGCGUUCCAAUUGUUGCAGGUGGUACUGGAUUGUAUUUACGGUGGUUUGUUUAUGGGAAGCCAGACGUACCACAAGCCUCACAAGAAAUAACAUCUGAAGUGUGUACAGAGAUUGCUGAUUUACAGAAAGAUGAAAACUGGGAGGCUGCUGUUGAGUUGGUAGUUAAAGCUGGCGAUCCAGGAGUUAAGUCUUUAGCUGCAAAUGAUUGGUACCGUCUACGUCGCAGGCUUGAAAUCAUCAAGUCAAGUGGGUUAUCUCCAUCAGCUUUUAAAGUGCCAUAUAAUUCUUUCAAGGAACAGUUUGAUUCAGGAGUAACAGAUACUUCUGACAUUAGUUCUUCCACUGAUGGGCUUCAGCAGAGUAAAGAAAAGGAUUUGGACUAUGACUUCCUCUGUGUAUUUCUUACUACCCAGAGGCUAGAUCUCUACAGAUCAAUUGAUUUCCGGUGUGAAGAUAUGCUCUUAGAAAAUGAUGGACUUCUGUCUGAGGCUAGGUGGCUUCUUGAUUUGGGUCUUCUGCCAAACUCAAAUUCUGCAACUCGAGCUAUUGGUUAUCGGCAAGCUAUGGAAUACCUCCUGUACUGCAGAGAACAAGGGGGUUCUAGUUCUUCAAGGGACUUUUUUGCCUUUCUAUCUGAAUUCCAGAAAGCAUCCAGAAAUUUUGCCAAAAGGCAGCUGACAUGGUUCCGUAACGAACCACUUUAUCACUGGAUUGAUGCUUCUAGACCCAUGGGAAGUGUGCUUGACUUCAUCUACGAUUCAUAUCGCAGUCAAUCUGGGCAUUUGGAGGUUCCUAAAUCCCUUUCUGUGAAGAAAGAAAUUUCAAGUCGACGUGAAGUUGCAGAAAUGAAGGCCUAUCGCCCUAGAAACCAGCACUUCAUUGGGCGUGAUGAUUGCACCCCUGUUCUAAACUGGAUUCAGAGCAUUUAUGGGCGAGAAACUGCAUCUAUUUCUUGAAUUGCAGCCAAGGGCCUCCUUUUGAUGUCAGAGUCCAAAACAUCAAUUGUUCACUCGCUCAUGAAGUUUUGUAUUUUUCCAGGAAAAUGGAGAAGAUGGUAAUGUAGAGCAGAAAUUGGGAGAUGAGUUCAUCCGAACACCAGAAUCUCAGAUAUUCAGAUUGUGGACAAGUGGAGAUUAGAUAUUUCAUAUUUGUCUGUCAAUAUCUUAGAUAUUAGGUAGUGUAGCUUUCAAGAAAUCAAAUCCCAUUAAAAACAGAGAAAGAAGAUAACAAGAAAGUGAAGAAUCUCAUCUUAUUAUUGGAUUUCUUGCACUGAAAUGGUGCACUACUUAAAAGGACUCUAGGUUGGAAUUGGAAAUGGCUUAAUUUUUCUAAAUUUUGAAUGGGUAAUAUUAUAAUUCUUUAAAAUUUAGAAAUUUUAGCAUUUUAUAUUAGAUGUUAAUAAAUGUUUUAAAAAUGUGUACUGUAAGUAUACAUGAGAUGAGAUGUAAA